Gallus gallus (chicken) is the source of this 2189-nucleotide messenger RNA. It is a transcript of the gene XRCC6, whose product is annotated as X-ray repair cross complementing 6. Gene Ontology annotation, biological process: cellular response to gamma radiation; telomere maintenance; cellular response to X-ray. The coding region runs from base 62 to 1906 and encodes 614 amino acids. Gene Ontology annotation, cellular component: Ku70:Ku80 complex; nucleus. Lineage: Eukaryota; Metazoa; Chordata; Aves; Galliformes; Phasianidae. The transcript is spliced from 12 exons. The record is from RefSeq and is marked validated. Gene Ontology annotation, molecular function: DNA helicase activity; telomeric repeat DNA binding; damaged DNA binding.
GGGCGGCGGCGCGUGGAGGUGUUUGAGGGAGCUCUGAGCGGCGGUUCUCUCGGCAGCGGCCAUGGCCGACUGGGUGUCCUAUUAUCGUGGCGACGGGCCGGACGAGGAGGAGGACGGCGAGCAGCAGGAGGAGGAGGGGCCGGAGGCUGUGGCGGACUACAGGUUCUCGGGGCGGGACAGCUUGAUUUUCUUGGUCGACGCCUCCAAGGCCAUGUUCGAGCCCUACGAGGAUGAGGAGGCGGCCACUCCCUUUGACAUGACCAUGCAGUGCAUCCGGAAUGUGUACACCAGCAAAAUUAUUAGUAGUGAUAAGGAUCUGUUAAGCGUUGUGUUCUACGGCACGGAGAACAACAAGAACUCCGCAGACUUCAAGCAUGUCUAUGUCCUUCAGGAGCUGGACAAUCCAGGUGCAAAGCGUAUUCUGGAGCUGGACCAGUACAGGGGAGAUGAAGGACGAGUACUGUUCCGUGAGACCUUUGGCCACAAUGCUGACUAUUCACUGGGUGAAGCACUCUGGGCCUGCUCUAAUCUCUUCAGCGAUGUCCGAGUUAGACUAAGCCACAAAAGGAUCAUGCUUUUCACCAACGAGGAUAACCCUCAUGCCAAUGAUAGUGCUAAGGCCAAGCUGGCCAGGACCAGAGCUGGUGAUCUGAGAGACACAGGUAUAAUCCUGGACUUGAUGCACUUGAAGAAGCCGGGAGGGUUCGAUAUCUCUUUGUUCUACAGGGACAUCAUCAACGUAGCAGAGGAUGAGGACCUUGGGAUCCAGCCUGAUGAGUCAGGGAAACUAGAGCAUCUCAUGAAGAAAGUACGAGCAAAGGAGACAAGGAAACGGGCUUUAAGCAGGUUAAAUCUGUAUUUGAACAAAGAUCUGUCUUUCUCUGUUGGCGUUUACAACCUGAUUCAAAAAGCUUACAAGCCAUAUCCAGUGAAACUUUAUCGGGAAACUAAUGAACCUGUUAAAACAAAAACGAGGGUGUUUAAUGGAAAAACAGGCAGUUUGCUUCUGCCUAGCGAUACAAAAAGGGCUCAGACAUAUGGAAACCGCCAGAUUGCGAUGGAGAAGGAGGAGACAGAAGAAGUGAAACGGUUUGAUUCUCCGGGCUUGUUUCUCAUUGGCUUCAAACCACUUUCAAUGCUAAAACAGCACCACCAUAUCAGGCCCUCCCAGUUCAUGUAUCCUGAAGAGUCCCUAGUAACUGGCAGUACAACUCUGUUUAAUGCCUUAUUGAUGAAGUGCUUGGAGAAAGAGGUGAUGGCACUGUGCAGAUACAUCGCCCGCCGGAACACUCCCCCUCGCAUUGUGGCCCUGAUUCCUCAGGAGGAAGAGGUGGAUGAACAGAAAGUGCAGAUAGCUCCUCCAGGUUUCCACAUCAUUUUCCUACCAUAUGCAGACGAUAAACGGAACGUUGAUUUUACAGAAAAGGUACCAGCCAAUCGAGAACAGGUGGACAAAAUGAAGGAGAUCAUUCAAAAACUCCGCUUCAAAUACAGGACUGACAGCUUUGAGAACCCAGUUUUGCAGCAGCACUUCAGGAAUCUGGAGGCUUUGGCGCUGGAUAUGCUGGAACCAGAACAAGCUGAGGAUCUUACAAUGCCAAAGACUGAAGAGAUGAGCCGCAGGCUGGGCAACCUGGUGGAGGAGUUCAAGCAGCUGGUUUAUCCUCCUGACUACAGCCCUGAAGGGAAGGCUGCAAAGCGAAAACAAGCUGGUGAUGCUCAAGCAGAAAAGAGGCCCAAGAUAGAAAUCUCAGAAGAUUCACUGAGGAGUUAUGUGCAGAAUGGCACUCUGGGCAAGCUCACUGUCUCUGCUCUGAAGGAUACGUGCAGGCAUUAUGGGCUGAGGAGCGGGGGGAAGAAGCAGGAGCUCAUCGAUGCACUGACUGAAUACUUCAGUGGGCGCUAAGCAGGAACGGAAGGCCACGGUUGACUUCACUCACUUAAAGUUGAGGCUGUUGUACUUGAAUUCUGAAUUUGCUUAAUCUUGCUAUGGAGAAGAAGGCCAAUGGUUGUUGAAUCUAGCACUGGAGAAGCUUUUGACUUGUAGUUUCUAAGCAUUUCUGCAAACUCGGGUACUGUUCACAGUAGCAGAAUUAAAUGUCCUGCUAACUCAGGUUGCUCCCAGAACACGGUUGUGCCUUCUUGGUUUCUUAAUAAAGUUGUUUUGGACUUUUUACUUUGCAACACCA